Sorex fumeus (smoky shrew) is the source of this 1922-nucleotide messenger RNA. It is a transcript of the gene RASGEF1A, whose product is annotated as RasGEF domain family member 1A. The transcript has 13 exons. The record is from RefSeq and is a predicted model, not a curated record. Lineage: Eukaryota; Metazoa; Chordata; Mammalia; Eulipotyphla; Soricidae. Gene Ontology annotation, cellular component: plasma membrane. Gene Ontology annotation, molecular function: guanyl-nucleotide exchange factor activity. Gene Ontology annotation, biological process: positive regulation of GTPase activity; Ras protein signal transduction. The coding region runs from base 164 to 1609 and encodes 481 amino acids.
UCUGCCCGCAGCUGGCGCAGCGCGGGGGCGGCCGCGGGUGGGCGGGUGCCGCGGGCCCCGGCUCCGAGCAUGAGCCGCCGCCGGCGCCGGCCGCGCGCUGCUCGGGGCCCGACUGCGGCGCGAGGGCCGCGCGGGAGCGACGCCGGCCCGGAGCGAGGAAACUAUGCCCCAGACGUCUGUGGUCUUCUCCAGCAUCCUCGGACCCAGCUGUAGUGGACAGGCACAUCCCAGCAUGGGGGAGCGUGGCGGCGGCGGCGCGGGCAGCUCUGGGGACCUCAUCUUCCAAGACGGACGUCUCAUCUCUGGGUCCCUGGAGGCUCUGAUGGAGCACCUGGCCCCCACCGUGGACUAUUACCCCGAUCGGACCUACAUCUUCACGUUUCUUCUGAGCUCCCGGGUCUUCAUCCCGCCACAUGACCUGCUGGCCCGCCUGGGGCAGAUCUGCCUGGAGCAGCGACAGCAGCUGGAGGCUGGACCAGAAAAGGCCAAGCUGAAAGCCUUCUCGGCCAAGAUCGUGCAACUGCUGAAAGAGUGGACGGAAGCCUUCCCCUACGAUUUCCAGGAUGAGAAGGCCAUGGCUGAGCUCAAGGCCAUCGCCCACAGGGUCACACAGUGUGACGAGGAGAAUGGCACCGUUAAGAAGGCCAUCGCCCAAAUGAUCCAGAGCCUGCUGCUGUCCCUGGCUGCCCGGAGUCAGCUGCAGGAGCUGCGGGACAAGAUCCGCUCGCCAGCCGUGGACAAGGGGCCUGUCCUCAAGGCCAAGCCACCAACCACGCAGAAGGACAUUCUAGGGGUGUGCUGUGACCCCCUGGUGCUGGCCCAGCAGCUCACGCACAUAGAGCUGGAGCGGGUCAGCAGCAUUCACCCCGAGGACCUGAUGCAGAUCGUCAGCCACAUGGACUCUCGAGACAAGCACAGGUGCCGAGGGGACCUGACCAAGACCUACAGUCUAGAGGCCUAUGACAACUGGUUCAACUGCCUCAGCAUGCUGGUGGCCACUGAGGUGUGCCGGGUGGUGAAGAAGAAGCACCGGACCCGCAUGUUGGAGUUCUUCAUUGACGUGGCCCGGGAGUGCUUCAACAUUGGAAACUUCAACUCCAUGAUGGCUAUCAUCUCUGGCAUGAACCUCAGUCCAGUGGCGCGGCUCAAGAAAACAUGGUCCAAGGUCAAGACGGCCAAGUUUGAUGUCUUAGAGCAUCACAUGGACCCAUCCAGCAACUUCUGUAACUACCGCACGGCCCUGCAGGGGGCCACGCAGAGAUCUCAGACAGCCAACAGCAGCCGCGAGAAGAUCGUCAUCCCCGUGUUCAACCUUUUCGUUAAAGACAUCUACUUCCUGCACAAAAUCCACACCAACCACUUGCCCAAUGGGCACAUUAACUUCAAGAAAUUUUGGGAGAUCUCCCGACAGAUCCACGAGUUCAUGACAUGGACCCAGGUCGAGUGUCCUUUCGAGAAAGACAAGAAGAUUCAGAGUUACCUGCUCACAGCGCCCAUCUACAGCGAGGAAGCUCUCUUCAUCGCCUCCUUUGAGAGUGAAGGUCCCGAGAACCACAUGGAAAAGGACAGCUGGAAGACGCUCAGGACCACGCUCCUCAACAGGGCCUGAGGCGCAGUCGCUGGGACCACACAGGCGCCGUCUCACCGGGACUGACCUGGGCCGCACGCAGGAGGAGGCCUCACUGGUUGGGGUCCAUUUUGUAUAUAACUUUUCUGAAAAAUGAAAGUAAUUCUUUCACGCAUCGACGACCUUUGGCACUGACAAAUGAUGUUUUGUUUACUUUCAAGAACAGGGCAGGGCCCUGCUUGGGGAAGGGAGGGGGAAAGAGUAUCAUGGGAGACGGCAUCCAUGAUAACGUCUUAUUCCAAUGAAAUGUAGAUUUUUAUUUUCUACUUUUGAGAUUAACAUCUUAUGAGUAAAA